CAGUUAUUGUAUCCAAUGAAGAAACUAGUUGGUAGAAAAAGCUUUUAGGAAUAUUCUAUGUUUAUUAAUCGCCACUGGUUUAUUUUUUCAAGUCAGUCAUUCACUUUUGCUAACGUAUUAAUCAUAAACAGUAGAUCGGUCGUUUUAUUGGAGCCGAGCACAGUUUUGAUGUGUCGCGUGUUUAACCGAUAAGGUGGAUCAAGGUCCAAGCAUAAAAUAGUGGUGGGGGAGCAGGAAGCAAGACAGUGAAGAGAAACGUUGGCCAGGGCCAGGUUCAGUCGACUACCAGUCCCAGACUACUCUUGUUCUCAUUCGUCAGUUAGUUCGUGGUUGGAACGCGUUUCUCUCUGUCAGUUUCUAAGAGAAGGUUGAAAGAUGUCUCGUGGGCGCCUGGGAAGGCUAGAGACCUGCUGGAGGUCUCUUAGUCGACCCCCAGUCUGUCGUCUGCACUCUCAGCAUCCUUGCUUGCGUCUUAGUGUCAGCAGCCAACAGUGUCGCUACACCUCUCACAUAGUCAGAUCCCCAUUCCCAGACAUCGAAAUCCCAAACAAACUCAUUCCUGAAAUGAUUUGGGAAAUCGUCGACAGAUUUCCAGAGAGUACAGCAAUUAAAUGUGGACUAACUGGCAGGUCUUAUACAUUCGCCCAGAUUCAUCGACUGAGCCUGCGGUUUGCCAACUCUCUGCGUAAGGCUGGCUUUACACGAGGUGAUGUGAUUGCACUUGUACUGUCGAACAGUCCUGAGUUCCCUAUUAUCACAUUAGGAGCCUUAGAGGCAGACCUAUCUUUGUCCUUUGUCAAUCAUAGUUACACUCCAGAUGAAAUGACACACCAACUGAAAGAUUCAGGGAGUGUGUGCGUCAUUGUUGGAACAGAACAGCUGGAAGUUGUUCUGUCAUCGAUUGACAAAGUCGAGAAAGCCACCCAUUCAAAACCGUUCCGUCGAGUAAUUGUGGUGGACACAUCACCUGCGGAGUCACUGCCACCGGGAGUCAGUCGGUUCUCAGAACUGGUGGCUGAUGGUGUCGACCAAUCUGCUAAAUCUGGGUACCAGACCCAGUCUACUGACAUGGCUCUACUGCCAUACUCCAGUGGCACCACAGGACUGUCCAAGGGAGUAUGUUUGUCCCACAGAAACAUUCUCUGUAAUAUACUCCAGAUGUCCAGUACAGGAGAAUGUGGAAAAAUUCGAUCUCCUGAGCAAGGUCAAGAUAUUCUGCUGGGUCUGCUACCGUUUUAUCACAUAUAUGGGUUGGUAGUAAUACUCCUAAAUGGUCUUCUACAUGGAGGCCAAGUCAUAACCUUACCCAAAUUCGAACAAGAAUCUUUCGUCCGAACCCUUGAAAAUGAUAAGGUAAUACAUUCUGAACAUUAAUUUAAUAACACAGGC
Homalodisca vitripennis (glassy-winged sharpshooter) is the source of this 1389-nucleotide messenger RNA. RefSeq names its product 4-coumarate--CoA ligase-like 9. The transcript has 6 exons. Bases 376 to 1374 code for a protein of 332 amino acids. Lineage: Eukaryota; Metazoa; Arthropoda; Insecta; Hemiptera; Cicadellidae. The record is from RefSeq and is a predicted model, not a curated record. Gene Ontology annotation, molecular function: long-chain fatty acid-CoA ligase activity. Gene Ontology annotation, biological process: long-chain fatty acid metabolic process; fatty-acyl-CoA biosynthetic process.